UCAAAGCCAUAGAAAACGAUCGAAAAGCCUUUUAUGAGCGACUCUAUGAGAAAUACGCCCAGUUAGAUGCGGCGACCAAUGAGGAAGACGAGGCUGAAGGGAGUUUUGCCUUAAGCGAUGAUGGAGAUUGGGAUGUGGGCGACUUUCAUAUUCCCAGCCCCAUCCCUCUCCGGAACGAGCGCUUCCAGGAAUAUGUUCAAUCUCACGCUCUUUACUACGAGGAAGCCCAAUCCGUUCUUGGCGAAGUUCACCAUCUCGAAGAAGAACCGACCGAAGAUAUCAUCAUUCAUUGUUUCGGAUCGGACACGGAGGAAUAUUCGGAGACGGACGAUGAUUCACCCCGCCAAAAUCAAUCCACCCCGUUGGUUGAUCCCUUAGAAGAGAAGAAUGGGAUAUCCACCAUGACCCCCAUCCUUCCUUUGCCAAGGACGACCUCGCCGCGCGCCCGAAGAAAUAUCUGUCCAUCAUUUACCGACGAAAUCGCCCUCUCACCCCCGGCAAAAGAUCAGAUGAAAGCGAUUUCGCUUGUAGCUCCCAAACGCUCCGAAGCUAAAAGCCCGAUUCAUAUCGUUCAAAAUGGCCCCGAGUUCCUCAAGAAAACAGGGAAACUGAACAAGAAGCAUCCAUCGUGGAGGGAUGAAUCGUUAGCGGACUCAACCUUGGCGAAUCUUAAAAGCUUAGUGAAGACCCCCAAAGUUCGAUCUCCUGCCAAACCAAACCAUGACACGCCCAAAAUAUCAUACAAGAAAUCACCUCAAACGCCUCAGAAUAGAAAGAAAACCACGACGGCCUUGCCCAAAGUUGCCGAUGACGAUACCCCCCCCGUGGAACCGGCUUUAAAAGGGUCAUCGAAGGCGAUGACAGUGAAGGGCAAAGCAAACUCGUCCAAGGCGAAAAAGACCACCAAGGCCGCGUCUCCNAAUGGCUCGUAA
This is a messenger RNA of Tigriopus californicus, 932 nucleotides long. RefSeq lists its product as uncharacterized. The record is from RefSeq and is a predicted model, not a curated record. Lineage: Eukaryota; Metazoa; Arthropoda; Copepoda; Harpacticoida; Harpacticidae.